Entrophospora sp. SA101 is the source of this 1041-nucleotide messenger RNA. The record is from the annotation of a GenBank genome assembly. Lineage: Eukaryota; Fungi; Glomeromycota; Glomeromycetes; Entrophosporales; Entrophosporaceae.
AUGGUAUCUUCCUCCUCUUCACAAAAAAUUCAUUUACCUAAUUCCAAAAUGUCUUUUGAUAGUAAACUUAUCGAAAUAAUUCAUGAUAAUAAAUUUGCAGCACCACUUCUUACCAGUUUUGCUGUUAUUGGUGCUUUGUUUUUUUCUUUAAAGUCUUUAAGUUUUUUACGAAUGUUAUAUGAUGUUUAUAUUCGACCUGGAAAAAGCUUAAAGCAUUUUGGAGCAGGAAAAGAUACUUGGGCUGUUAUAACUGGUGCAUCUGAUGGAAUUGGGAAAGAAUUUGCUUUACAACUUGCAGAAGCUAAGUUUAAUGUUUUAUUAAUCUCAAGAACCUUAUCAAAAUUACAAGAUCUAUCAAGUGAAAUUGUAUAUCCAAUGAAUUUUGCCAGAGGUGAUCCAAAAGAUUAUGAAAACUUGAAAAAUAUUAUUAAAGAGUUUGAUGUUGGGGUUUUAAUUAAUAAUGUUGGUACAAAUCAUGAUAUUCCUACACCUUUUACUCUGGAAUCUGAUGAAGUAAUUCAUGACAUUGUUGAAGUGAAUAUUGCUUCACUUUUAAAAAUCACUAAAAUUGUUUUACCACAAAUGUUACCAAACAAUAAAGGACUUAUCAUUAAUAUCGGUUCAUUUUCUGGGAUGAUUGCCACACCAUAUUUAUCAGUAUAUUCUGGUUCUAAAUCCUUCAUGAAUACAUGGACACAAGCAUUAGGUACUGAACUUAAAUCUAAAGGCAUCAUUGUGGAAAAUGUAAACACAUAUUUCGUGGUCUCAGCUAUGUCCAAAAUAAGAAGAUCAUCGUUCUUGGUUCCAUUGCCUAAACCUUACGUUAAAUCUGUUUUAUCAAAAAUUGGUGUUGCUGGUGGAGCUUCUUAUGUCCCAUUCAACACUAAUGUUUUUCCAUCACACGCUUUGGCAAAUUGGUUAAUUACCAAUACAUUUAGUUGGAGUUUUUGGGUUAAAAAAGGAUUAGCACAACAAGAAGAUAUUAGAAAGCGCGCGUUAAGAAAAAGAGAGCGUGAGGCUGCAGCAACUAAAUCACAAUAA